ACGCCAUCAGAAUCUUCAAUGACGUUUCGAGUUUGGUCACGUGACGUGUGCCAAAAGAUAUUUUAAAUUCAAUAUUUAUAAAAAUAUGGUCAUUACACGUCCCCUAAAAGUAGUUUAACAUGUUCUUAUAAUCCAAAAGAAUUUAUUAGGACACAAUUCUGCCCUAAGAUUUGUAGAUGGAAACAACCCUAUUACUACUCCUUCUGUCAAAGUCAGUGUCAAUGACUGACAGAUCGCUUGUCGCUUUAGUUCACUUCUAGUUCAUAUUUAUUGAGGUUAUUUUUCAAUGUGAGCGCCAAGUAUUUCUUUACUGUAAUUACUAUUUAAGUAAUACAAAAAGUAUUUAAAAUGCCACAAACAGGCGCGACAAGAUAUCAGAAGUUUCUUAAAUCUGAGAAAUCGAAAACCAAGUUAAAGAAUAAGCAAGCUAAGAAGAAAGACUUGCCAAGGGGUACGAACGUAACCAAGACAAAUUUUAAAGUAAAACAGAUCGUAAUUAAAGAGCAACUGAAACAGCAUGGUGACAACGAAGCUUUGUCUGCUCGGAAGCUGAACGCGAAAGAGCUCUUGUCAAGAUUAAACCACUUUAACACUCAAUCCUGUAAAGAUGCCCUAGAAGGUAUAAAGGAACUGAUAAGCGGUCAUGUGAAUGUGUUGGAAGACAACCUGGGCCAGCUCAUUAAUGGAGUGGCUCCAUUGGUACUUAAUAUUGAAGCAGUUGUUCGCAGAGAGGCUUUGAAGGUGCUACAUUUGAUACUUUCUAAUGUAACUGUAGAAAAAACAGAACCUUUCUUUGAUAUUCUGUCCACUUACCUCAGGAGUGCCAUGACACACAUAGACAACAGGAUUCAAGAGGAUUCCCUACUGUUUCUUGAUAUACUUCUCAUUUGCUGUUCUGAAAAUGUAGCAAAGGAUUUCCACAGGAUCAUUCCAAAUUUUUUAGAUAUGAUUUCCAAAUUAAGGGUAGAUUCAAAGCCAGGAAGAACACUGACUGUCAAUUUGAACAGCCAAAUAACUAGUGUAAAAUGGAGAGUUAAAGUAUUACACCGGCUGCAAGAUUUUCUAAGGAAGUAUGUGGAACACAACAAAAUCAAUGUGGUUAACAAGGAACUUACAGCAAACACUAAAUUUUUUGACAGUUCAAAGAUGAAUCACUACUCCUUAUACAAUCAUAGUUACACAGCUGUAUGUCAUGUGUCAUCAUUUUCAGCUAAGAAUACACAAGAUGCAUCAAUUGAUGAGGCUGAGAAAUUCAUCAAAUAUAUUGAAAUGUUAAUGCCAUUGCUUUUUGAAGCUUGGGUAGAAGUAUGUGCCAGUGCUAACCCAGGCAAGAAUAUUGAAACACUAGUGAGUGAGGACUCAGCAGGGUUACUAAAGCGCAUCCUUGAAGUGGUAACAUUAUUGUGGGACCUAGUCCAAUACCUUAAUAAGAAGAAUCCUCACUCUAACAUUGAAAACCUCUUUAGGCAGAAUUACCGCAAGCCUUUCAGUCAACACUUUGUGCAACCUUACCCAUUUGCAACAAACAUAAGGUCAAGACAACAGAGAGGGAACCAACCCAACUCACAUUAUGAAGAUUUUAUUACAGAUCCUAAGUUAAUUAUUGAAAACUUACUCAUUUGCCAAAUGUUUAUUGCUCUCAAUCCAAAUGUGCAUAUAAAAAAUCAGAGCAAGGAAAUUAGUUCAGUACUCAACUAUAUGGAAAAGAUAUUUAAUGAGAAUGUUGAAGAAGCCGUAAGUGAUCUCCUAAUUAAGAUUUUAGAUAUUGUAUUCUCCAAUGACGUAAAUAAUUGGACUAGAACACUUUCUGUCAUGGAUGCUCUAUUGAGAAAAGUAAUAUGGGCAUACUUUAACAAAAAUCUGCCAAGUCAAUUUAGACAGAAGAUCUUUUCUCUUCUCUGUAAAAUAGCACUGAGUGAUAAAUUGGCUCAUUUUCAUGCAAGUGAUGCUUAUGACAUGUGGCUCAAGAACUUGCCCGAUAUUUUACUUGAGGAUUCAGUGACUGUGCAAGUUGUUGAUAUCCUAAACAUGUUUGCUGUUGCUAAUAACACAAUCUUCAAUUCAGUAGUUAAACCAAAACUGCUAAAAAUUAUUGAAAACCUACCAAACAUUUCUGUAUCUGACAGUGUGAACCCUACAAGUUACUAUAAGAUAUUCUCCUUACUAUAUUGGAUCAAGUGUUGGGAUGAUACAUCAUUGAAUUUAUUGGAAAAUCAGUUAAUCAACAAUGCUUAUGAUUUGGAUCAUGGGAAAUAUAUUUUCGAUACUCUGAGACACAGAAGUGCUUCUAAUGUAUAAUAGUAGUAACAGCUCACAGCCUCAGAUAAAAUGCAAUUUUUAACAAUAAUUCAUAGCAUCAAUGUAGUAGUUUUACUAGAUGGUGUUGAUGCUGUUGAUAUGAUACAUUUUGUUGUGCUAUAUCCACCCACAAAUGCCUAUACUGAAUGUAUGGUACUGGUACCAAGUCUACUAAAACUACUUUUCUGAUGCCAUGAAUACUUGUUUGACUGUGAUAAGUUCUAAUAGGCAUGUAACUUUUUCUGAGGUUAAAAUAAAAUUAUAAAACUUA
This is a messenger RNA of Cydia pomonella (codling moth), 2569 nucleotides long. Its product is annotated as testis-expressed protein 10 homolog. Bases 349 to 2298 code for a protein of 649 amino acids. Gene Ontology annotation, cellular component: MLL1 complex; nucleus. The transcript is spliced from 2 exons. NCBI's taxonomy places the organism in Eukaryota, Metazoa, Arthropoda, Insecta, Lepidoptera, Tortricidae. The record is from RefSeq and is a predicted model, not a curated record.